AUGUUUGAUCUUUUCUUGGAAGGAGCCCUAUACCCAGAUGGAACGUCUGGAAAAAACAAGAAUGAUGACAUGGUUCCUCCUGGCAAAAACUAUACCUAUGUCUGGCCAGUCAGAGAAGAAUAUGCACCUACUUCAGCGGACGCCAACUGCCUGACCUGGGUGUACCAUUCACACAUAGACGCCCCUAAGGACAUCUGCUCUGGGCUAAUUGGCCCCCUGCUGGUGUGUAAGCAAGGUAUCCUGAAUAGAUAUUCGGGGACAAGGACUGAUGUGGAUCAAGAGUUUGUUAUAAUGUUUACUCUUGUGGAUGAGAAUCAAAGCUGGUACCUCGAUGAAAAUAUCAGACAUUUCUGCACUGACCCCAAUUCAGUUGACAAAAAAGAUGCUGUUUUCCAGAGGAGUAACAAAAUGCAUGCUCUCAAUGGAUACCUCUUUGGUAACCUUCCCGAGCCUGAAAUGUGUGUUGGUGAAUCCGUGUCCUGGCACCUAUUCGGAAUGGGGAAUGAGAUAGACAUCCAUACCAUCUAUUUUUAUGGUAACACCUUCAUCAGCAGAGGGCAUCGGACUGAUGUUGUCAACCUGUUCCCAGCCACCUUCCUCACAACAGAAAUGAUAGUCGAGAAUCCUGGGAAGUGGAUGAUAACGUGCCAAGUCAGUGACCACCUACAAGCUGGUAUGCUGGGGCAAUACAAUGUUGGUACCUGCAAAAGUGAUAUUUCUCAGCCCAAGAUGAAGGGUCAACAGAGGCGCUACUUUAUAGCAGCUGAAAAAAUUCUUUGGGAUUAUGGUCCUCAAGGUUAUAACAAAUUCAGUGGCCUACCUCUAAAUGCCUCUGGCAGUGACUCUGAGCUCUACUUCACACAAGGGGACAACAGAAUUGGAGGAAAAUAUUGGAAGGUUCGGUAUACGGAGUAUGUCGAUGCAACUUUUACUCAGAGAAAGAGACUCUCUGGGACAGAAGCCCAUCUUGGAAUUCUUGGCCCAGUCAUUAAGGCAGAGGUGGGUGACACCCUGUUAGUGACCUUUGCUAACAAAGCUGACAAGGUCUAUAGCAUUUUGCCCCAUGGCGUGAUUUAUGACAAGGCCUCCGAUGCAACCCCAAACAUAGAUGGAUUUCUGAAACCAGGGGCACAUGUUAAACCAGGUGAAACCUUCACAUACAAGUGGAUGGUGCCUGAAAGCGUAAGCCCAACAGCUGGAGAUCCUCCCUGUCUGACCUAUCUUUACUUCUCAGCAGUCGAGCCAAUCAAAGACACUAGCUCUGGCCUUGUAGGGCCUUUGCUAGUCUGUAAAAAGGGUGCUCUCAAUGCUGAUGGGACACAG
This is a messenger RNA of Galeopterus variegatus (Sunda flying lemur), 1323 nucleotides long. RefSeq names its product hephaestin-like protein 1. The record is from RefSeq and is a predicted model, not a curated record. Gene Ontology annotation, molecular function: ferroxidase activity; copper ion binding. The annotation marks the transcript as partial. NCBI's taxonomy places the organism in Eukaryota, Metazoa, Chordata, Mammalia, Dermoptera, Cynocephalidae. Gene Ontology annotation, biological process: iron ion transport. Gene Ontology annotation, cellular component: plasma membrane. The transcript is spliced from 7 exons.